Ustilago hordei is the source of this 3039-nucleotide messenger RNA. RefSeq lists its product as uncharacterized. The record is from RefSeq and is a predicted model, not a curated record. NCBI's taxonomy places the organism in Eukaryota, Fungi, Basidiomycota, Ustilaginomycetes, Ustilaginales, Ustilaginaceae. Bases 1 to 3039 code for a protein of 1012 amino acids. The transcript has a single exon.
AUGCCUCUUGUCAAGCGAAAGCCCGUCGAGCUUUUCCCCCCACCCGCGGCUUCAGGCUCGGAAGAUCCCGAUGUCUUCUAUCUCCCCGCUACCGGCGAAGUAUUUGCCGACUUCGACACAUACUCGAACCGCAUCAGCUUCUAUAACCAAAAGAUAUUCCAAUGCGAGCUCACCGGUCGCAUCAAUCUCACUUAUUUCGAAGCUGUCAAGAGCGAACGUAAAGAGGCCAUUGCAUUGCACAAGAUCUUUCCCGAACAGCUCAAAGCGCCGGUCCUGCGGUCGGUCCAGUUCCAGAUCACAGGUCGAAUCGAUCAGCUGGUGGACCAGGUAUAUGAUCGGUUCAAGGAUCGAUUCUUUUCUGGCGAAACUGUUUUCUUUGAUCUGGAGGGCGAUAAGUACUAUGCUCGCGUGAGUGAGGUUAAGCCUGCCGCUUCUCUCACCUCCGCCGCUGCCAAUGGUGAAGCCGCAGAAGCAGACGCGGCGGAUGCAGAGAUAAAACAAGAGCCCAACGGUCACACCGAAUCUUCAUCCCACUCGACACCUCGUACCUCGCCCGCACCAACACCCAUCCAUACAAUCGGCACUAACCUCACCCUCGAUCUCGAAGAAGCCACCCUGAAGGACAACCCUUCGCAGUACACCUACACAGUCGACCUGCUCGACGACCAAGAUGAAGCCACCGGUGGAACGCACAUCACCUCCUGCGAGAAGCUCAGUCGAGACCGUCUCGCAUUCUCCAAAACCAUUCUCCGCAAGUAUCUGCGCGACUGCAUCUUGCGCGCUGCCAACAUUGGUGCUGAGUGGCGAGUCAAAGAGUGGUUAGCUAUCAAGUAUGGAAUUCCGUUGGAACCUACGGAUGAGAUCUCGCAGAAGAACGAAGCGCUGAAGGAUGCAAAACUUUCCAAGCGUAAGAAGUAUCUUCUUACUGAUGGCGAGGAAUCAUCCGCCUCUUCGCACAAGAAGAUUAAAGGUGAGGGUGGCAAGAAAUUGAGUGCUGCAGCGCAAAGAAAAGCUGAUGAAGCGGAGAAAGCUGCAAUCAAAAAGGCCAAGGAGGAAGAAAGGUUGCGUAAGAAGAAUCUCAAGUACCCGAUCGAAGAUUUGGAGUUGGAUCCGAUUACGAAGCGAGAACUGAUGGCGAAGAUCCCUAACGAGCCGCUGGCGAGGCGGAAAGAGAGACCUAUUCCGGGUCGAGGCGAGCAUGCUUUACCUGUUCCUGCGAAGCUGUUCGAGCAGUUCAUCACGACCUACUACUUCCUCAUUUCGCACGGGAAACCAUUGCUGCUGUCGCCGUUUACGCUGGACGACUACGAGCAAGCGCUGGAGCAUAAGCUUUCCGACCCAUCCUGCGCGCUCAUUAACGAGAUUCACCGUACGUUGAUCAAUCUCAUCGUCCGUGACGGUGGGUCGAGUUUGGUCGCGAACGGUUCAGCCCUAGCUGCAACUCUGGACGCUUCCGCACCUGCCAGCGUCGACGGCGACGAAGAGGAAGAAAACGACGACGCUGCAAGCGAAGCCGCCUCCGACGUCGACGAACUAGACCCCUCCCCUAACGGCACCCACCCUAACGGCAUCUCUCACAACAAUUCCGCAGAAGCAGAAGCAAUCACCUCUCUCCUCGAAGCAGCGCGAGAAAUCAGUAAAGGAUGGUCCACCCUCACUAUCCGUCCCGACAACCGACGCGAACGAUGGGAGAAUUCCCUAAUCGGACUCAUCGCCGCGCGUGCCACUCCCGAGUCGCUACCACGGAUGAUUGGGAUUCUUUCCCACCUUACUGCGGUCGAACACGCAGAUGGAUGCGUGGAUGGAGAAUGGGUUGCUGAGCUGUACGAUUCUUCAGCACAGAGGUACCCGCUUUUGGGAUUGAAAGAUAAGUUGCAGAUCAUUUACUUUUUAUGCGAACAAGCGGUGGGUGCAAAGGUGAUCAAAUCUUUCUACGAGGAAUGUGAGGCUCAGGUGACGGAAUUGAGAAAGGAGAAGAUUGAGGUUAGUAGGGAGAAGAAGCGCCUUGCUGAGGCGAGAGAGGAGUUUGAGGGGAAGAACAAGGACGAAGAUGAAGAAGAAGGGGAGAAGGAAGAAGGUGAAGGUGAGGAGGGUGAAGAGGAAGGCGAGGACGAAGAGGAGGAGGAGGAGGAGGAGGAGGAGGAAGAUGAACUUGUCUCAGAUUCCGAACCUGAUACUCGCUCCGCCCGAGAAGACUCCUCUUUCUCCGAUCGCAGCACCACCGGCGGUGGACGUGGUUCGGCCUCCCGCCAAGAAAUCCUUCGACAAAAAGCCAUCGAAAAACGAGCCCAAGAAGCAGCUCUACGUAUCGAACAGGCCAAAGCUCGCGAAGCGCACAAAGCGAAACGUGCCGAAAACAAAAUUCUCACCGCUCAACGUAAAAAGCUCGAUGACGAGGAGGCGAAGUUGGUUAAGCGGGAUGAAGCUAUCGAACGAGAGUUCCGGCGGUUGUUGCAUGCAUCCCGUAUGACUCCACUUGGUAGGGAUAGGUUCGGGGAUAAAUAUUGGUGGUUUGACGGUGUUGGGUCGUGUUCCCUUAUUCAGGGUAACGAGAAAAGCACGUAUCAAACCGGAAGGUUGUUCGUUCAAGCAGCGUCUGAAGCCGAAACUUUGCUGCUGAUUCCUGAGGAAGAACGACCAAAACCAACCAACCCAUAUGCUUUACUAUUCCACCAACCCAUCACACCCUCCCUCAUCUCUUCUCGUAAAGAAUCCGAAUUAGGCGGCGAAAGAGGAAUCCUUCAGCCGGGAGAAUGGGGGGUGUAUAGCGAACCAGAACGAAUCGAAGAACUUCUGUCCUGGCUCCGUACCAAAGGUCAUCGAGAACUACACCUCAAAAAUCAACUGCUAAAGUUUAAAUACUACAUGGAAAAUGGGAUGAGGAAGAGAAACAACGAUAUUAACGCCCAUCUAUUGCGCGGCGGUGGCAUGGCAGAGGAUGUAGUGAGAAGAUCGAGCAGAGCUUCGAAAUCGGAUAGUUCGAGUACGGGGAGAUUGGCUUAUAUGAGUUGGAAGAAUACUCUCGAUAAGGCCAAGUAG